AUGGCGUACUAUCGCAGAACCAAACGGAGUGGUUACGCAGGCAGAAGAUACCGGAGGUCGACUGUUGGAUACAGUCGGUACAAGAAGAGUGCUCGAGUGAAGAGCGCUUAUCCGAAGAGGACGAGGACUAAAGUCUUUCCGGGCAAAGGGAAAGCCAUGGGACAGCGCUUGGAAGCGUUGGAGAAACAGAGCCUGGGAGAGGCUACAAGCAUCGCGUUCGAUCCGGUGACGGGCGCGUCGGUUUCGUUCUAUUCAGCCGGGGAUCGGCGAGGCCAGAACUACUGGGAAGUUCCCAUUAGCUCCAUGUUGCAGUGCUACAUGACGCAGCAACGGGUGUCGAAGCUCCAUCUCACUGGUGUCGCUGUGGAAGGCGACGUGUACGCGAAUGCGGACAUUGAGCUGUUUGCCAUGAACAUUAUCAAGGCGCUGGGGUCGCCUAGCCAAGUGGCUCUCGUGCCAGAGGAGAAGAGAUAUGGGCUUGGGUACGGCAAUGUUGACGGACCCUUCUUUCUAGGCCGCGUGAAGGAUGAGCGAGUGCGGGAGCUCGCUAGUGUUGCCUUUGAGGCACCUAGUCGGGACGGGACCCUUUUUGGUGCUCGGUUGCACAGCGACAAGUCGAGUCGCUCUACGGUCUGCGAGAGCAGAGUUGACGGAGGCAAGAUUAACCUUGCUAAGAACGGCAGGUCCGCCUUCGAUGUCACCAUACGUCCUGUUGGCACGUCUAUGGCCUCUUCCGUGCAGAAGAAGUCUGUCCGAUGGUAUUGGCCUCUGAGUCAAACCGUGAAGGUGUUGUCCGUGGGGAAGACGGGUCUGGUGGAGAUAGAUUACAGCUCUGUGCUGUUGAUGGGUGUGCGCCCGAAGACGGAGCUUGCCGUGCCUGAUUUGAAGGUUGAGCAGGGCGGUGGAGGUGGCGGUGGUGCCGCCGGUUCUUUGAAUUGUUUCCGGGUGACAUUGACCUUCCGUCAGAAGGUGCUGUGA
This is a messenger RNA of Colletotrichum abscissum, 978 nucleotides long. RefSeq lists its product as uncharacterized. The transcript has a single exon. Bases 1 to 978 code for a protein of 325 amino acids. NCBI's taxonomy places the organism in Eukaryota, Fungi, Ascomycota, Sordariomycetes, Glomerellales, Glomerellaceae. The record is from RefSeq and is a predicted model, not a curated record.